Molecule: messenger RNA, 1216 nt
Organism: Alnus glutinosa
Lineage: Eukaryota; Viridiplantae; Streptophyta; Magnoliopsida; Fagales; Betulaceae
Product: peroxidase 16-like
Exons: 4
Coding region: 27-1031 (334 amino acids)
Biological process (GO): response to oxidative stress; hydrogen peroxide catabolic process
Molecular function (GO): heme binding; peroxidase activity
Source: RefSeq, a predicted model, not a curated record
CAAAAUGACACCUUACCGACACUACCAUGAACGCAAAAGCCAUGAGCAUUCGCACCACCCAAAGCCUUCUUCUUCUUUCCAUGAUCCUACUCCUCUUCAGCACUGCAACUUAUGCUCAACUUCGUCGUGAUUAUUACCGGCAUUCAUGCCCCAAUGUGGAAGCAAUCGUCCGCUCGGCAGUGAAGAAGAAAUUCCACCAGACAUUCGUGACAGCUCCGGCCACUCUCAGGCUCUUCUUCCACGACUGUUUCGUCCAGGGUUGUGAUGCUUCGGUCAUACUGGCUUCUAGAAAUCACGGAUCGGAGAAGGACAGCCCGGAUAAUCUUUCACUAGCUGGGGAUGGGUUUGACACGGUGAUUAAAGCCAAAGCUGCUGUUGAUAGUGUCCCCACCUGCAGGAAUAAGGUUUCUUGUGCUGACAUCUUGGCCAUGGCCACCAGGGAUGUCGUUGCUUUGGCAGGGGGACCAUUCUAUGCUGUCGAAUUGGGAAGACUUGAUGGGAGGACCUCCACCAAGGCUUCCGUCGGACACCACCUCCCUGGUCCUGAUUUUAAUUUGGAUCAGCUCUCUGCCUUGUUUGCCAAACAUGGCCUUACCCUAACAAAUCUAGUCGCACUAUCAGGAGCACAUACUCUGGGGUUCGCACACUGCGGCCGAUUCUCCGAUCGGAUUUACAAGUUCAGAAGCAAGAACAAAAUAGAUCCAACGCUUAACCCGGUAUACGCAAAGGAUCUCCAACAACAGUGCCCGAGAAAGGUGGACCCGAGAAUUGCGAUUAACAUGGACCCAACCACGCCUCGAACAUUUGACAACGUGUACUACAAGAAUCUUCAGCAGGGGAAGGGGCUUUUCACCUCCGAUCAAUCUCUUUUUACAGACAAGAGAUCGAGAUACAUUGUCAACCACUUUGCUUCCGACAACACCGCCUUCAAACGGGCUUUUGUUGCUGCCAUGACUAAGCUUGGCCGGGUCGGGGUCAAGACUGGAAAACAAGGCGAAAUUAGGCACGAUUGCACAAUGGUGAACUAUUAACAAAAUAUCUACUUUUAUGUGAUUUUUAAUUAUAGCUUCUUUUUUUAAUCAUUAAGGAACCAUUAAUUUCAUGGUAAUAUGUAUAUCUUGCCACAUGGUGAAUAUGAUGUCACAAAAUAAAAAUAUGGACCGUGAAAUUGUUUUUCUCGGUUUCAAGUAAAAUAAAAAGAAUCCUAUUCCUUUCU